This is a messenger RNA of Cyprinus carpio (common carp), 2829 nucleotides long. RefSeq names its product LHFPL tetraspan subfamily member 3 protein. The record is from RefSeq and is a predicted model, not a curated record. Gene Ontology annotation, biological process: sensory perception of sound. Gene Ontology annotation, cellular component: plasma membrane. Lineage: Eukaryota; Metazoa; Chordata; Actinopteri; Cypriniformes; Cyprinidae.
GCAGACUGAAUAUUCGGGUGUGCCAGAAAUCUGCGCUGUUCGCUCGAGCGCACUCCGUCCCCGCGAGCGCGUCUCACUGCGAUCAACACGCGCGGCAUGAAUCUCAUCCCAGCGUUUGACUGUGGUCGGGUGUAAUGUGUUUUAUUGCUCUGAGAUGUGCGCACAGGAUUAAAUCGGAUGGAGUACGCCGUUAAACCAGCAGCCGAGAGGAGAGCGAUAUUUGCGUUAAAUCUGAGAAGAAUGGACACGCAAAAUAUGAUGCAGUGCAAGUGUCGUCAUCCGAACAUCUGUUAUUUCUGUUAAACGCAACAGCAAGCUUUAUCACGGAAAGUCCUUUAUAUCUUGUAAUAGCCUCAUGGAAACAACCCUUUGGACUGUGUAAGGUAGAUUAUUGUUUAUAUAUACAUAUAAAUAUAUAUAUGCAUAGGCCUAUAUAUGAAUAGAUAAAUGUAUUUAAUCACUUAAGGUUUGGGUAUUCGCAAACCAUCCAAGUAUUAUUAAUUUAUUCGGGUCAUCAUUAAGUAUUCAUACUGACAUUUCCGUUGGGAGUAUUAUCUCCGCUGCACUGGAAUGCGUCUUCUUCAUAUGAGCUGUGUCUUCAUUUGAGUUUAGUCAUUAUUUUUGCUGUCCCAAGUGUGAUUAUUCACCUUAAUGAGAUUGCUUGGCUGAAUGAUGCGGAUGCAUAGAGGCUGAAUGGGAAGAGAGCUGGAAGAGAACAUCGUUGGAGUCACGGACAGACUGCCACAUCCACGCUGAACGAAUCACUGUGACAUCUGGCACUAAAACUGCUUAGACUGUCGUGACAUCUGUGAGCUGUUCUGUCUGUACUUGAGUUUAGGUGGCACCCCAGGCAACGUCCAGAGAGGACCGAGUCCGGAUUGAAUCCAGAGAGGACCAGAGUGUAAACGACAUGCAGAGUGGACUGAAUUCAUAAAAGUAAAUUCAACCCAGACACGAUCCGAUUCCAGACGCAGGAACUGAAUCCAGUCUCAAUCUGGAUGGGAUCUGAAUCCAGACUGAGUUCAUAAAGGAUUUAAAUCUAGACUGAAUCUGGAUAGGAUCUGAAUCUACUCCAUCCAGAGAGGAUAUGAAUUCUGACUGAAUCCAUAAAGAACCUGAUUUCAUUGCAAACUCACAGCGCAUCUAAAUCCAAAUUGAAUCUAGAUACAAUCUAAAUCUAGAUUUCAUCCAAAUCUAACCAGAAUCCAGCAUCAAUCCAAAUAGGAUCUGUAUCCAAAAAAGGACCUAAAUCUGGACUGAAUCCAGACAGGACCUGAAUCUAAACUGCGUCCAGAUAGAACCUUAAUCUAGAUUCAAUCCAGAUCGGACCAGAAUUUAGACUCAAUUCAGAUAGGAGCUUAAUCCGGAUAGGACUGAGUGCAGUUCGAAUCCACCGUGUAUCUGAGCCCAAACUGAACCCAAAUAGAACCUAAAACUAGAUUCAGUCCAGAUAGGAUCUGAAUUCAAAUAUCCAGGUUGAAUCCAGAGAGCUCCUGAGAACAGAAUCCAGACCAAAUACUAGGGUGAACCUAGUCAAGGUUGAAUCCAUUGGGGACCUGAGUCCUAUUUGAAUCCAUAAAGUACUGAAUCCAUCUAUGAUCCCUGGGACACCUGCAGCGAUGCUCCCAGCCACGGAGGCAGCCAAGAUCUACCAGACCAACUAUGUCAGGAACUCUCGUGCCAUCGGGGUCCUGUGGGCCAUCUUCACCAUCCUCUUCGCCAUCGUCAACGUGGUGUGUUUCGUUCAGCCCUACUGGAUCGGGGAUGGCAUGGACACGCCACAGGCUGGUUACUUCGGCCUCUUUCACUACUGCAUCGGGAGCGGGAUAUCCCGGGACCUGACGUGCCAGGGGACCUUCACAGAGUUUAGCUCCAUCCCGUCUAGCGCCUUCAAAGCUGCGUCCUUCUUCAUUGGGAUGUCCAUGGUGUUGGUCCUCUCCUGCAUUGGCUGCUUCGCCUUCUUCUUCUUCUGCAGCACAGCCACUGUGUAUAAGAUCUGCGGGUGGAUGCAGCUGGCAGCAGGUAUGUGUCUGGUGUUGGGCUGUAUGAUAUAUCCUGAUGGCUGGGAUGCUGAUGAGGUGAAGAGGAUGUGUGGAGAAGGGACGGACAAAUACACCAUUGGAGCAUGCUCAGUGCGCUGGGCGUACAUCCUGGCCAUUAUGGGCAUCCUGGAUGCCCUUAUUCUCUCUUUCCUGGCUUUUGUGCUGGGCAACAGGCAGGAUGGCCUCAUGUCCGAGGAGCUGCUGGGAGACAAGAGUGGAAAUGCAUAGAUGCCAGAUACACACAGGUGUUUCUGUCUCCUUCAAGGAAAAUCAUUAUGUGAAAUCACAAUCCAGCUUUACCCAUCAUCCUAAAGGCAGGAAGCCUGAAUGAAGCAGUUAAAGGAUGCAAACAGGGUGAAUGGAGUUGGGAACUCAAUGCUUUUCUCUCCAUAUCCCUUCUUUUUCACUUUACUCCCUGGAACUGCUUCUCAACAAAUCCCUACCGUACUUUAAUUUACAGUGUUCUGUGAUACUAACAUGAUAGGGCAGCUAAUGCACCGUUUAGAAGUAACUUUGACUUGGAUUAAUAAUAAUAAUAAUAAUAAUAAUAUUUAUUUUACUUUGUGUUCUCCUUUAAAGGCCUGCAUUACAAUAAUGUUAAUAUUUUGGGAUUUCUGAAUUACUGUAAAACACUGUUCUAUUUGACUGGAUUCUCCAAUAUAGAAGGAAACGUUCACAGGUUUGAAUUGUGGGAUGUACAUUCUGGCACAGAGCUGCACCACAGACAUUUUCAGCCUGUUAUUAUUUCUGUCACCACCACCCCUGAAAAAAAAUAAAAAUAAAUAAA